Messenger RNA from Aplosporella prunicola CBS 121167, 2091 nucleotides. RefSeq lists its product as uncharacterized. Gene Ontology annotation, cellular component: cytoplasmic dynein complex. The record is from RefSeq and is a predicted model, not a curated record. Gene Ontology annotation, molecular function: dynein heavy chain binding; dynein light chain binding. Gene Ontology annotation, biological process: transport along microtubule. NCBI's taxonomy places the organism in Eukaryota, Fungi, Ascomycota, Dothideomycetes, Botryosphaeriales, Aplosporellaceae. The transcript is spliced from 3 exons. Bases 1 to 2091 code for a protein of 696 amino acids.
AUGCAGCAGCGCCGCGACGAGAUUCUGGCCAAGAAGGCGAAGCUCGCCGAGCUCAAGCGCCAGCGCGAGCUCCGCCAGCGCGAGUUCACCGCCAGCCGCCAGAGCACCAGCGAGGGCUCAGAGCUAGUGUCGCCCACCCCAAGCCGCGCUGACAGCAGACGCGAACUAGACAACCUGAUCCAGAGCCUGGUGGGAGAGGGCCGCCCCGGCUCCGCGGGAGCAAGAGACCCUUCUUCCCCAGCUGGGACAAGGGGCAGCAGGCCGACGUCUGUUGUCAGCACCAGCCAGUUGUCUAGCGUUGCUGAUACUCUCGACACUACGAGCUCACCACCUACUGCGGCAACUCCGGUUCCGCAAAUGCUGUCCAUUGCCCCUCUCACGACCGUUUACGAAGAGACGUCCGAUUCCAAGCACGAAAUCAUCACGUACAGCAAGGGUGUCCAGACAUCCGAACCCUGGACGCCUCCGCAACGACGCCCGUCCGAGUCGGAACCAGAGGACGAGCCAUGGGGAUCACCGUCCAAGAAGAACAGGGCUAGCAAGAGGUUGAGCAGGCGCGAACGAGAGAGGGAUGAAGAGCUGCGGCAGAACAUCCGCAAAGAGAUUGAGGAGGAGCUCAAGGCCCUACAAUCUCUAGGUGCUGACGGAGAAGCAGCGGCUGCAGCACCGGCCGAGCCCAAAUUCCCCUCGCGGACCCUGGACGAUGAGGAGUUGAAUGCCGUCACCUCCUCGGACACAUUCCUGGACUUCGUUGAACGCUCCACCAAGGUCAUUGAAAGGGCGCUGGACGAGGAGUAUGAUCUUCUCGCUGAUUACGCAUUGGGCGCACUGGACGACAUUGACGAAGAUGAUGACGGCUUUACGAGAGGCAAGAAGGGCAGGCGGGUACGGGAAAUUGUGCAGUUUUACGACGAGCGAUGGAGCAAGAAGCGUAUGAUUAGUGACCUGAGCUUCUCGCCAAAGUUCCCUGAGCUGGUUCUGGCCGCGUACACGAAGAACCCUUCAGCACCCCACGAUCCGGAUGGUCUCGUCCAAGUCUGGAAUCUGCACAUGCACGACCGCCCCGAAUACAUCUUCCAUGCGCAGUCUGAUAUCUUGACCGCGCAGUUCUCACCUUUCCACCCAAAUCUCAUCAUUGGUGGCGCCUACAGCGGUCAGGUGCUCUUGUGGGACACACGAGCUAAAUCCACGCCUGUCCAAAAGACACCACUCACAGGGUCCGGACAUACUCACCCCGUCUACUCCAUUGACAUUGUUGGCACCCAAAACGCCAACAAUAUCAUUUCCUGCUCGACCGAUGGUGUCGUCUGCGGCUGGACCGUGGACAUGCUCUCACAACCCCAAGAAUAUCUCGAACUCACCACGCCGCCGCCUGCAAAGACUGAGGACAUGGCGCCGACGUGCAUAGCUUUCCCACAAGCCGACCCGACCUACUUCCUCGCUGGUUCGGAGGAAGGCUCCAUCUAUCCAUGCCAUCGGUACGACCGCGCCGGUGCCAAAGCCGGUGUCGACACGCGUGUUGCCUACCGUGGUCACGCAGCCCCCGUCAUGUCGUUGGACUUCCACCCUGCGCGUGGCCCCAUCGAUCUCGGCGACUUGGUGUUGUCUUCCAGUCUCGACUGGAGUGUCAGACUGUGGAAGGUGCGGCCUCCAGCGGCGACAGCGACUAUCAGUGUGGCCGGGGCUCCACAAGCGCAAACCCCGCUGCACGAAUUUGUGCGCGAAGACUUGGUCUACGACGCCCGCUGGAGUCCGGUGCACCCAGGUGUCUUCGCGCUCGUCGACGGCGCGGGAAGCCUGGAGGUGUGGGACAUCAACGUCGACGUCGAGGUGCCAGUGGCCAAGACGACACCCAGCGACAAGACAGGCCGCAGCUUCAUGGCAAGGAGUCUAAACAAAUUGGCUUGGGAGCCGCAUGAGGGCAAGAGGAUCGCAACGGGCGGUCUGGACGGUGUGGUGAGCGUGUUCGAAGUCGGCAGCGAGCUGGGUGGACUUGACGGUGUGAGAGCAGAGGAGUGGGCGGGCGUCAAGAAGUGGGUGCAGCGACUGGACCUCACUCAAGCGCCGAACGGAGUCAACGGGACUAGAUAG